Molecule: messenger RNA, 576 nt
Organism: Hydatigera taeniaeformis
Lineage: Eukaryota; Metazoa; Platyhelminthes; Cestoda; Cyclophyllidea; Taeniidae
Source: the annotation of a GenBank genome assembly
AUGACCGAGACCGGUGUUGAAGCAGAGUUUGCUCUUGAGGAGCCCAGUCUGAGUUAUCACCGACUUGGAAAUGAUUUGCUGGGAAGCUGCGCUGAAAAUGAGAUCACUAUCGUUGCCGCUCAUUGGAAGUUCAUUGUCUUGGGACACAAGGAUGGAACUGUAAAUAUUUUUGAUCACCUCGGGAAUCUCGUUCAAAAUGGAUUUUACAAAAAGCAUUUUUGUCCAAUCAACCAAAUCAGUAUAUCAGACGAUGACAAUUUUGUUGCUACCUGUGCAGACGAUGGUUUUGUAUUCAUCUACAGCCUAUCGGAACCUGAACAUGGUGAAUUACUGAACCUCAAUCGCCCCAUUAAGGCGUUGGCCAUCUCUCCAAACUAUUCAAAAACAAGGAAGCUUAUUACUGGUGGAAAGUCGGUAAGAGUCGGAUUUGGUUUGAUUGAUUUGGUUUGGUCAGUAGCCGAUACACUGGACCCCUUAACUAAUAGCUCGAUUCCAGUACUCUUUAAUGAACUUUUAUCCAACAUUACGCAAUUUGAAGGGGAGCGUGAAUCUGAUAAUGAACCUUUUGACAGCUAA